GGAAUAUCCGGUUUUUCACUAGCAUGACAUACCUAAUCCCCUCCUAAGCUUUCCUUCCUGUUCUCCCUUUUAAAUUUCCCCAAUUUUUUUUUCCUUUUUAUCUUUUUAUCUUAUAAUUAUAUAUUUUUAAUUUAUCUUGCCCUCUCGUUUGCUUUGGGUUUCAUUUCAUUUGCUCAGUUUUGCAGGAUUCCAAUUUUUCCACCCAUUUCACCAAACCGAAGAACGUUUACAGGAAACACCAAAAGCAAUAACAAAGAGGAAAAGAAAAGGGAGAAAAUUGUCGCCGGAAAUGUUCUUGUCUCCGCCGGCGCCGUUUUGGGUUCUUCUAUGUUUGGCCAUAGUUUCACAAAUGCUGUAAGUUGAGGAAGGGAGCUAAGAGAUUCUUACAACGCAAAAGGUAAAACAGAGAGUUUGAAAGUGAAGAGAGUUCAAUGCACGAAGCAGCGUUAAAUGAGCAGAGCGACGUCGUUUCAAACGCCAAGAAGAAGAAAUCCGACGACGAGAAAGACCACCUUGUGGUUUCUGUUACUACUCCCAUGUCUCACAAUCAUCGGAGCCGGCGCGUGACUCCCACGACUGCUGCUACCGUCGGUGCUGCCGUCGAGAAAGUCCUCCCCAACGGCGAUAUUUACACCGGUAGCUUCUCCGGUAGUGCGCCUCAUGGAUCGGGGAAGUACCUGUGGAAAGAUGGGUGCAUGUAUGAAGGCGAGUGGCGGCGCGGGAAAGCUUCAGGGAAAGGGAAGUUCUCGUGGCCGUCAGGAGCCUGUUAUGAAGGGGAUUUCAAGUCGGGUCGGAUGGAAGGAAUCGGGACGUUUAUCGGAUCCGAUGACGACACGUACCGCGGCUCGUGGAUCUCUAAUCGUAAACAUGGGCAGGGCCGUAAACGUUAUGCCAAUGGGGAUUACUAUGAAGGAUCGUGGAAGAAAGACCUACAAGACGGAUACGGCCGCUAUGUUUGGAGCAACGGGAUCGAGUACAUCGGGGAAUGGAAGAACGGCGUUAUCUCCGGUCGUGGAACCUUGAUAUGGGCGAACAAAAACCGUUACGUCGGGCAAUGGGAAAACGGAGUCCCCAAGGGGAACGGAGUUUUCUCUUGGCCGGGCGGCAGUCGUUAUAUCGGAGCUUGGAACGAUGAUACCAUGAAGAAAGUUCAACAGUUAAACGAAACAUUUUCUAACGGGAACGACGGGAAAGAGCAUUGUGAUGGAAGGGGAAGCUUAGGGGAAAGAAACAUAAAUUUCCCGAGGAUUUGCAUAUGGGAAAGUGAUGGUGAAGAAGGAGAUAUUACCUGUGAUAUAGUCGAUAAUGUUGAAGCUUCAAUGAUUUACAGAGAUGGGUUUAGGGACUUUAGAAGAAACCCUUGUUGUUUUAAUGAGGAAAUAAAGAAACCAGGACAAAUGAUUUACAAAGGCCAUAAGCAUUAUGAUUUAAUGCUUAAUUUGCAAUUGGGUAUAAGGUAUUCUGUUGGGAAACAUGCUUCGAUGUUGCAGGAUUUAAAGCCAUCAGAUUUUGAUCCAAAAGAGAAGUUCUGGACGAAGUUUCCGUCUGAAGGAUCAAAGCUUACACCGCCUCAUCAGUCCAUCGAGUUCCGAUGGAAGGAUUAUUGCCCGGUGGUGUUUCGACAUUUGAGGGAGCUAUUCCAAAUCGAUCCUGCUGAUUAUAUGCUAGCUAUUUGUGGCAAUGAUGCACUUAGAGAGUUCUCUUCUCCGGGGAAGAGUGGAAGCUUCUUUUACCUUACUCAAGAUGAUCGAUUCAUGAUAAAAACAGUAAAGAAAUCCGAAGCCAAGGUCCUUAUAAAGAUGCUUCCAAGUUAUUACCAACAUGUUUGUCGGUAUGAAAAUUCCCUUGUGACAAAAUUUUACGGCGUGCACUGUGUCAAACCUGUUGGUGGCCAAAAGACCCGGUUCAUUGUGAUGGGUAAUUUGUUCUGCUCUGAGUACCGAAUCCAUAGACGGUUUGACCUUAAAGGAUCCUCCCACGGCCGCUCAACUGAUAAGCCAGAAGAGGAAAUUGAUGAAACGACAACCCUUAAAGACCUGGAUCUCAAUUUUGUGUUUCGCCUCCAAAGAAAUUGGUUUGAGGAGCUUAUGAAGCAAAUCGAUCGAGAUUGUGAGUUCUUGGAGGCUGAGAGAAUUAUGGAUUACAGUCUUUUGGUUGGACUACACUUUCGUGAUGAUAAUAGCGGUGAUAAAAUGGGAUUAUCGCCAUUUCUUUUGCGCACUGGUAAAAAUGAUUCCUAUCAAAAUGAAAAGUAUAUGCGCGGCUGUAGAUUCCUUGAAGCAGAGCUACAAGACAUGGAUCGGGUUUUAGCUGGCAGGAAACCACUGAUUAGACUAGGAGCAAACAUGCCGGCAAGAGCAGAGCAAAUGGCCAGAAGAAGCGACUUUGAUCAGUAUACUCACGGUGGAGUCGGUCACUUUUCACAUAGUGGUGAUGUUUACGAAGUAGUCUUAUACUUUGGCAUCAUCGAUAUCUUGCAAGAUUACGAUAUCAGCAAGAAAUUAGAGCAUGCAUACAAAUCCCUACAAGUGGAUCCUACUUCGAUAUCAGCUGUUGAUCCAAAACUCUACUCAAAGAGGUUUCGGGAUUUUAUCGGAAGAAUUUUUGUGGAAGACAGGUAGAGAGAGAGAGCAUCACGAGAAAAAGGAAAAUCGGGUUAAAAAUAUCCAGCUUCAUGUCUUUAAAUCAGAGACAAUGGCAUUUUCAACGUUGACUGCACCAUUGAAAGAGUGUGGCGUUUGCUGGGAACUAUGCAACUCCCUGAUGGUAUCUUUUUGAGCAGAAACUCCAUGGAAUACACUUAAACAAGGCAUUGAGUGUAAAGUUGUUGGAGAGAUUUGCAGCAGCAAAGUGUUGUGGGGAAAUGUUGAUAGCUGAAUUUUGAUGAUCAGCCCAUCAUGGUGAUGAUGAAGAUGCAGGCUCCAUGUACAUUGAAAGGAGGUAGGGAAAUUUGGAUUCUGGUGAGUGGUGACAUAUAUAUAUGUAGACAUUUUCAGUUUCUUGGGGUGACAUGUUUUUGUGGUGUCCAAGGAAUGUGAAUUGAGAAGAUAUGAAAGAUAGGAAUAAGAAAAAGUGUACAGGUUAUGGAAAAAGGAUGGGGGAUUUUAUGAUGUAUGUUUUUGUGAGGAGAUUAUAUUUAUAGUAUAUAAUUCCAUUUGCAGUCUA
Molecule: messenger RNA, 3165 nt
Organism: Gossypium raimondii (Peruvian cotton)
Lineage: Eukaryota; Viridiplantae; Streptophyta; Magnoliopsida; Malvales; Malvaceae
Product: phosphatidylinositol 4-phosphate 5-kinase 1
Exons: 8
Coding region: 432-2621 (729 amino acids)
Biological process (GO): phosphatidylinositol metabolic process
Molecular function (GO): 1-phosphatidylinositol-4-phosphate 5-kinase activity; ATP binding
Source: RefSeq, a predicted model, not a curated record